This is a messenger RNA of Puccinia triticina, 174 nucleotides long. RefSeq lists its product as uncharacterized. The record is from RefSeq and is a predicted model, not a curated record. The coding region runs from base 1 to 174 and encodes 57 amino acids. The transcript is spliced from 2 exons. Lineage: Eukaryota; Fungi; Basidiomycota; Pucciniomycetes; Pucciniales; Pucciniaceae.
AUGACUAGAAAAUCAAAACGCAUCCCGACGGCAAAUCGCCAUCUAAGCACUCCAUCCGUGAACGCGAAGCAAAGUAAACCGGGACAAAAGACGAGUCCGAAAUCAACUCGAAGUACUUCAAAGAAACUCAAUACCGGCAUCAGUUGGAUCUUCUUGGACAAUACUUUGGUUUAG